AUGCAGUGGCCCCCGGCCCCUGGAGCCUCUCCGUGUCUGCGCUGGGCCUCCUUGAUCGCCUGCUCCGCGGCCACGACGCUCCUGAGCCGCACUGGCCGGGGCCCCCUCAUGGCGGCCAAGUGGUUCAAGGAGUUCCCCCUGAACCUGAAGACGGUGUCGGAGCGGGCCAAGCCCGGCGGCGGCGGCGGGGGUGGCGGCGGUAAACUGCGCAAGAACUCGGAGGCGGGUGGCGCCGGGCCGACCCCGAGCAAGGGCCGUAAGAACUCGGCUGCCGAGCUGGGGAGCAGCAGGGCGGCUGGCGGCCUCCCCAAGGACAGCCGGCUGUCCCGGGACAGCCUGCAGGGGCUGAUUCAGGCCGCUGCGGGCAAGGGCCGCAAGAACUCCCGGGCCACCGAAGAGGAAUCCCACCGGGGUGCGGCCAAGAGCUCAGGCUGCAGCACCUACAUCAACAGGCUCAUCAAGGUGGACACUCAGGAGAAGAAUGGGAAGAGCAAUUACCCCAGCAGUAGCAGCAGCAGCAGCAGCAGUAGCAGCAGUUCGUCGUCGGCGUCCUCUUCCCCUUGUUCCCUGGGCCCUGAACUGGACAAGGGCAAAAUGAAGCAGCAAGACACGGUCAUCAUUUUAGAAGACUAUGCUGACCCCUAUGAUGCCAAACGGACAAAAGGUCAAAGGGAUGCAGAGAGAGUAGGAGAAAAUGAUGGAUACAUGGAACCCUAUGAUGCACAGCAAAUGAUAACAGAAAUUAGAAGAAGGGGUUCCAAAGACCCCCUGGUGAAGGCGCUUCAGCUGCUUGACAACCCCUGUGAGCCUGGUGAGAACGGCCUGAAAUCGGAGACGCUGGCCCGAAGACUGAGCUCCAAGGACCUCCUGGGGAAGCCGCCUCAGUUGUAUGACACUCCCUAUGAGCCAGCGGAAGGAGGCCCGCGGGCAGAGGCGCCGGCCAGCGCGGGCCCAGAGCGGAAGGCGCGGCCUGGGGACGGCCGGCUGCCCGAGAACGACGAGCGGCCAGCGGCCGAGUACGAGCAGCCGUGGGAGUGGAAGAAGGAGCAGAUCGUACGCGCACUGUCAGUCCAGUUUGAAGGAUCUGAGCGACCUUCCAUCAGGGAGGAGACUGUGAGGCAGCACCACCGACAGAAGAGCUGGACCCAGAAGAUCUUGAAGCCGACCCUGUCCGACCACAGUGAGGGGGAGAGAGUGGACCCAGCCCUGCCCCUGGACAAGCAGCCUUGGUAUCAUGGUGCUAUCACCCGUGUAGAGGCUGAGAGUCGACUACAACCCUGCAAAGAAGCUGGUUACCUGGUUCGAAAUAGUGAGUCAGGGAACAGUAGGUACUCCAUUGCACUAAAGACUAGUCAAGGAUGUGUCCACAUCAUAGUGGCUCAGACCAAAGACAACAAAUACACGCUGAAUCAGACGAGCGCCGUGUUUGACAGCAUCCCUGAAGUGGUACACUAUUAUUCCAAUGAAAAGUUGCCUUUCAAAGGGGCAGAACACAUGACCUUACUCUACCCAGUGCACAACAAGCUGCACUAA
Messenger RNA from Orycteropus afer afer, 1533 nucleotides. RefSeq names its product Src homology 2 domain containing E (gene SHE). Gene Ontology annotation, molecular function: phosphotyrosine residue binding. Bases 1 to 1533 code for a protein of 510 amino acids. The record is from RefSeq and is a predicted model, not a curated record. The transcript has 6 exons. NCBI's taxonomy places the organism in Eukaryota, Metazoa, Chordata, Mammalia, Tubulidentata, Orycteropodidae.